Molecule: messenger RNA, 2351 nt
Organism: Ictalurus punctatus (channel catfish)
Lineage: Eukaryota; Metazoa; Chordata; Actinopteri; Siluriformes; Ictaluridae
Gene: unc119a2
Product: unc-119 homolog b (C. elegans)
Exons: 5
Coding region: 223-1014 (263 amino acids)
Biological process (GO): visual perception; nervous system development; negative regulation of caveolin-mediated endocytosis
Cellular component (GO): intercellular bridge; spindle pole; centrosome
Molecular function (GO): lipid binding
Source: RefSeq, a predicted model, not a curated record
GCGCGCUUUGCCAGGCGAAUGCGCCGUAAAGCGAGAGCGACUGCCGGACAAAACGGCGGAUUUCAAUAAGCGCGUUUGGGUUGAAUAAACAAACAAACAAACAAACAAACACAAACAAACCCCUUCGGUUUAGAGACGGUGACCGCCUGCCUGUUCCGCUUGGACCGAGGGGCUAGAGGAGGAGACGGGGGGGAUCAGGGGAGGAGGAGGAGGGACAGGAUAAUGAGCUAUUCUUGUACCAGCGCAGGCACCAGCCAGGACGCAUCGAGCUGUAAUAAGAAGUGCGGCGGCGGCGUUAAUCCCGCCAGUCGCAGCGGCACCGGACACGUCGAGCUCAAUCCCAGUCCCAGCGACGGCGAGUCGAGCUCGAACCCUGAACCCGAGGAGGCCAUGAAAGUCAAGAAGGGCUGCAACACCACGGACGUGGGAGUCCCCGUCACCACCGAGGAGGACCUGCUGGCCAACACCAUCAUCACCCCGGAGGACGUGCUGGGAUUGCAGAAGAUCACGGAAAACUACUUGUGCAGUCCAGAGGACAACGUAUACAACAUUGACUUCACGCGGUUUAAGAUAAGGGACAUGGAGACGGGGACAGUGCUGUUUGAGAUUACAAAGCCUCCAGUAACAGACAAAAGUGGAGAGAAACUAGACAUCGACCCCAGUGCUGGACGAUUCGUGCGAUACCAGUUCACUCCAGCAUUUCUACGCCUACGUCAGGUUGGAGCCACUGUCGAGUUCACAGUGGGCGACAUUCCCAUCAAUAACUUCCGCAUGAUCGAGAGGCAUUACUUCCGCGAUCAGCUGCUGAAGAGCUUUGACUUCGAGUUCGGCUUCUGCAUCCCUAGCAGCAAGAACACCUGCGAGCACAUCUACGAGUUCCCGCCACUCUCGGAGGAGAUCAUGCGCGAGAUGAUCCUGCACCCCUACGAGACGCAGUCUGACAGCUUCUACUUUGUGGACAACAAGUUAGUCAUGCAUAACAAAGCAGACUACUCUUACAGCGGCGGUCCUUAAGACGGAGCUGACCUGGAUGGUUUGACGGGUUCGGCUGAACGGACGAAUGCCCAGCCCACGUGCGUCUGUGUGCACCAAUCUCUCUGUCCCUGAGUUUGUGUCAUUGACAUGUGGUGAUGCCUGUCUGUGUGAGACCAAUGAUUAGAUGACCAUGACAUUUCACACGUAUAUACAUAUCAAAAAUGUGUUUAAGAUUUUUUUUUUUUUUUUUCACAACACACCAGCAAAACUACUGUUUAUUCGGUAAAUUAAUCCUAAUAUUAGUGAAUAUUCUUUUUUUGGGACAGGUGGAUUUAAAUUCUACAGAUAUUUACUGUAUAUGGCCAAAUAUGGCAAUGGUGCUGGGUGGUAAAGGUUAUGAUUAGGGCUAUAUGCUUGACUGGUCCACUGUGUGUGUGUGUGUGUGUGUGUGUGUGUGUGUGUGUGUGUGUGUGUGUGAGUGUGUGUGUGUGAGUGAGAGGGUGAGAGAGAGAGAGAGAGAGCGAGAUUGGGUAAUGUUUUAUGCUGUGAGACUGACUACUGAUUGUUUAAGGGAGUGUGCAUUUGAGCGUGCGCGGCACUCUUACAUAUCGAUUCACAAACACAGAUUCGCUUCGAUCAUCACUUUCUCAGAGUGAGAUUUAAUGUUUGAAACUUAAAGAAUACAAUAGUAGAGCAUUGCUUCUUCUCCUCCUUCUUGUUCUUGUUCUUCUUCUCCUUCUCCUCCUUCUCUUUCCUCUCCUUCUUCUUCUUGGUCUUGUUCUUGUUCUUCUUCUUCUCCUUCUUCUCCUUCUUCUCCUCCUUCUUCUCCUUCUCCUUCUUCUUCUCCUUCUCCUUCUUCUUCUCCUUCUUCUUCUGCUUCUUCUCCUUCUUCUUCUCCUUCUUCUUCUCCUUCUCCUUCUUCUUCUUCUUCUUCUUCUUCUCCUUCUUCUUUUCCUUCUCCUUCUUCUCCUUCUUCUCCUUCUUCUUCUCCUUCUCCCUUUUCUUCUUCUUCUCCUUCUUCUUCUCCUUCUCCCUUUUCUUCUUCUUCUCCUUCUUCUUCUCCUUCAUCUCCUUCUCCCUUUUCUUCUUCUUCUCCUUCUUCUCCUCUUCUUCUUCUUCUUCACAUGUUGUUAUUUAUAUGGCGAGAUAAUAUUGUCACUGCACAUCUUUUCAUAUACAGUAUGAUCACAUUUUAUGAACGCACAUGUUCCCCCGAGACAACGAUACAUUAUUGCGUUAUUGCAGUCUACCAACUUCAUCAGCACAAUGGAAACCUCUUAUCAUUUGAUCUCAUAAAAUGUUUGUGCAAUGUUCUUGCUCAUGUCUGCUUUGUAUCAAGAUUUUUCAACAAGGAAAUAGUUCAUAAAGAUAAAAUA